Molecule: messenger RNA, 1461 nt
Organism: Penicillium pulvis
Lineage: Eukaryota; Fungi; Ascomycota; Eurotiomycetes; Eurotiales; Aspergillaceae
Product: putative MFS glucose transporter
Exons: 2
Coding region: 1-1461 (486 amino acids)
Biological process (GO): monosaccharide transmembrane transport
Cellular component (GO): membrane
Molecular function (GO): hexose transmembrane transporter activity
Source: RefSeq, a predicted model, not a curated record
AUGGCGAACGAGUCGACUCCCUUGAGAGUGACAUCGUACCUGGUUUGCAUCGUACUCAUCGCGACACUGGGUCCAUUUCAAUUUGGUUACCACUUAGCCGAACUGAAUGCACCCCAGGAAGUGAUCACUUGUGAAAAGAAGAGCAUUGGAGCCAAUGCUGUUUCCUAUGGUCUUCCGCAAUGUAUCCACAUGGAUUCAUCCCAGUUCGGCCUGAUCUCAUCGAUAUACACACUGGGUGGAUUUAUUGGGGCUUUGCUGGCAGGACCUGUCUCGACCAAGUAUGGACGUCGCAUCACACUUCAAGCAACAACGGUCUUCUUCAUCCUGGGACCUCUGGCUGAGGCUUUAGCACCCACCAUCCCCCUACUUGCUCUUGGUCGAUUCUUAUCCGGGAUCGGCUGUGGCGCUGCCCUCGUGGUGAGCCCUAUCUACGUCUCUGAGGUUGCUCCUCCCGAGUCCCGUGGGCUGUUUGGGGUAUUCACGCAAGUGAUGAUCAAUGUUGGAAUCCUCUCGUCACAAGUUCUCGGCUAUUUCUGGAGCCAUGAUAGCAUGUGGCGAUUGAUACUCGCGGCGGCGGGUACCGUGGGAGUGUUAGAACUCGUGGGUCUGUUCUUGGUGCCUGAGAGCCCAGCUUGGCUGGCAGAGAACCACCAGAUAAGUCAGGCGCGGCGUGUCUUGCAACGCAUCCGAGGCUCGAAUGCGGACAUAGAGGCUGAAAUAGCGGCUUUGGGGGAGUCCAGCGCUGUCCCGACGUCCGGCGAAGAAGAGUCACUCCUUCCUCCACCUUCAGACAAUCAAGCUCCAAAGCGGACGGGAAUCACAAUGCUUCGGGCCAUACAAGAUCCAUACUAUCGACCCGCCAUCUUUGCGGUCGUCAUUUCCAUGCUUGCCCAGCAAUUGACCGGGAUCAAUAGUCUUGUGAUGUACAGUGUGUCCAUCUUACAGACCGUUCUGCCCACUGGGGCCGCACUACUUACCAUCAUCACCUCCGUGAUCAAUCUCAUAGCAACGCUGGCAUGCAUGCCUUUGCCCGAUCGCAUUGGCCGUAAGACAUGCCUGCUGCUCAGUAUCAGCAGCCUAGGUUGCUGUUCAACCCUCUUGGCCCUUGGGUUUGCCUUUCAGCAGAAGAUUGUCUCGGCGGUUGCAUGCUUGCUCUUUGUGACAUGUUUUGCGGUGGGACUAGGACCGGUUCCCUUUAUACUGUCGUCUGAGCUGGUCGGGCCGGAGGCAGUUGGUGCGACUCAAAGCUGGGGAUUAUCAGUCAAUUGGAUGGCUACAUUUGUUGUCGCACAAUUUUUCCCCAUUGUCAAUGAUGCGCUGGGUGGUCAGGGCAGGGUGUACUGGAUCUUUGCGGCGAUGGCGGGAGUCUUGGGGGUGCUUCUUUACCGAAUCCUUCCAGAGACCCGGGGCAAAGCCAACGCAGAUGAGGUUUGGGGCCGAGUGGCACGACGGGAUGAUUAG